AUGAUUCAUAAAAGGGAACCUAAUGCACGAUGGGUAAAUCAAUAUAAUGAAGAAUUAUUGAGAGCAUGGAAUGCCAAUAUGGAUAUUCAAUUCGUACUUGAUCCGUAUGCCUGUGCAAAAUAUCUCAUGUCAUAUACAACAAAACCAGAACGAGAAAUGAGUUUAUUACUAGAAGCAACUCAUAAAGAAUGCCGUGAAGGAAGCAUGCCAAAAAAUACGUUUAUUGAUUUAAAACAAACUUAUCGUACUACAGAUGAAAUGAGACCAUUGUUAGAAUCAAUGAACGAAGAACAACAAGAAAUAUUUUAUCAUGUUCGAGAAUGGUGUAUAAAUCGUUUACAUAAUCCUGAUAUUGAACCUCUUCGUUUGUUCAUUACAGGAGGAGCAGGCACAGCUAAAAGUCACCUCUUGAAAUGUCUUCACUACGAAGCAACAAAAAUUUUUUCACGUAAAAAACAUUUAGAACCUGAUGAGAAUAUUGAUGAGAUCCAUACAUUGAUCACAGCCUUUACUCUGAUCAUUUGUCUUGUGAUAAACUAA
Rotaria sp. Silwood2 is the source of this 540-nucleotide messenger RNA. The record is from the annotation of a GenBank genome assembly. Lineage: Eukaryota; Metazoa; Rotifera; Eurotatoria; Philodinida; Philodinidae.